This is a messenger RNA of Acanthosepion pharaonis, 567 nucleotides long. NCBI's taxonomy places the organism in Eukaryota, Metazoa, Mollusca, Cephalopoda, Sepiida, Sepiidae. The record is from the annotation of a GenBank genome assembly.
AUGGACAAACUUUACGUGCAUUCGGAUAACGCCAGAUCUAUCUAUCUAUCUAUCUAUCUAUCUAUCUAUCUAUCUAUCUAUCUAUCUAAUAUCCUUAGUUUAUUUAAUGGUCACAUUAAUAAUCAUUUUUCUUUUCUUUUCUUUCUUUCUUUCUUUCUUUCUUUCUUUCUUUCUUUCUUUCUUUUUCUUUCUAAAUUUAUUUCUAAUUUCUUUAUUUCCUUCUCUCCUGUCCCGUUUUCUUUCUCCCCUCCAACUUUCCUUCUCCCCUACAACUUUCCUUCUUCUCCCCCUCCCACUUUCCUUCUUCUCCCCCUCCCACUUUCCUUCUUCUCUCCAUCCAGCUUUCCUUCUCCCCUUCCCACUUUCAUUCUCCCCACCUACCGCUUUCCUUCUUCCCCACCCACUUUUCUUCUUCAUUUCUCUGACCUUUCUUCUCCUCCUCCUCCUCCCGCUUUCCUUCUCCCUCCUCAUGCUUUCCUCCCCCCUCUCACUUUCUUUCUUGUUCCUUCCGCUUUUCUUUUCCCCACUCCCAAUUUCCUUCUUACCUUCCCUUUAUUUAUUUGUUAA